This is a messenger RNA of Melospiza georgiana, 1989 nucleotides long. RefSeq names its product Rab geranylgeranyltransferase subunit beta (gene RABGGTB). Gene Ontology annotation, biological process: protein geranylgeranylation. NCBI's taxonomy places the organism in Eukaryota, Metazoa, Chordata, Aves, Passeriformes, Passerellidae. The record is from RefSeq and is a predicted model, not a curated record. Gene Ontology annotation, molecular function: Rab geranylgeranyltransferase activity. Gene Ontology annotation, cellular component: Rab-protein geranylgeranyltransferase complex. Bases 73 to 1068 code for a protein of 331 amino acids. The transcript has 9 exons.
GGGCACAGCGAGGCCCCGCCGGCCGCCGCCUUCCGCUUUGCCGCUUCCCCUCUUCCUGUGCGUGCGGAGACCAUGGGGACACCUCAAAAGGAUGUUAUAAUAAAACCCGAUGCUCCAAGCACAUUACUUUCAGAAAAACAUGCGGACUAUAUAGCUUCAUAUGGAACAAAGAAAGAUGAUUAUGAAUACUGUAUGUCGGAGUAUUUGAGGAUGAGUGGUGUGUACUGGGGACUGACAGCAAUGGAUCUCAUGGGGCAGCUGCACCGAAUGAACAAGGAAGAAAUUCUCUCAUUCAUCAAAUCAUGUCAACAUGAGUGUGGUGGAAUAAGUGCCAGCAAAGGUCAUGAUCCUCAUCUUCUGUAUACCCUCAGUGCUGUCCAGAUUCUUAUUUUAUAUGAUAGUCUCCAUGUAGUUGAUGUAAAUAAAAUUGUUGAAUAUAUACAGAGCUUGCAGAAAGAAGAUGGAUCGUUUGCUGGAGAUGAAUGGGGAGAAAUAGAUACAAGGUUCUCUUUCUGUGCUGCAGCCACUCUUGCACUUCUGGGAAAGCUGGAUGCUAUUGAUGUGGGAAAAGCAGUUGAAUUCGUUUUGUCCUGUAUGAACUUCGAUGGAGGAUUUGGUUGUAGACCAGGUUCCGAAUCACAUGCAGGACAGAUCUAUUGUUGCACAGGAUUUCUGGCUAUAACAGACCAGUUGCAUCAAGUAAAUGUUGACUUGCUGGGUUGGUGGCUUUGUGAACGUCAGUUACCUUCUGGAGGUCUCAACGGACGACCAGAGAAGUUACCUGAUGUUUGUUAUUCGUGGUGGGUGCUAGCUUCUUUGAAGAUGAUUGGUAGGAUACAGUGGAUUGACAGAGAGAAACUGCGCUGCUUUAUUUUGGCGUGCCAGGAUGAGGAGUCUGGAGGAUUUGCUGACAGACCAGGAGAUAUGGUGGAUCCAUUUCACACCUUAUUUGGUAUUGCUGGACUAUCUUUAUUAGGAGAAGAACAAAUUAAGGCUGUCAAUCCUGUCUUUUGUAUGCCAGAAGACGUCCUUCGAAGAAUAAAUGUACAGCCUGAGCUUGUAAGCUAAGCUUUGUAAAAGACAAAAGCUUUGUACGACCAAUUGCUUUUUGGUUUUACUGAUUUAUAAUCUCAUCUGUGAAACUGUCAGCAUAUUCUUCUUUCAGAUGUGUUGAUGUGUUUACAUUAUGUAAGUAAAGCAAUAGCUUUGCUGUGGACUUUGUCACUUUAUAAAUUGUUUCAGAACAGGCUGGUUCUCUUAAUCUGAGUGUAACAUGUUAUUUUGUUGUAUUCUAAGAUGUGUAGAAACAUUUCAAUUCUGUAUCUAAAUGUAUGGGCCUUGGCUUUUUUUUUUUUUUUUAUAUAAUUUUCAAAUCAGAGCUUGACUGUGUGAAUGCUUAACUUUUCUAUUCCUGUAAUAUCAACCAUGCUAGUACUGAUCUUCAUACAGGCCUCUUUUGAUGGUGGAUCAUGCAAAGCACUUUACAAAAACAAAAAAAACCAACCAAACAAACAAACAAAAAAAACACCAAAAAAACAAAACAAAACAAACACAAAAAAAAACCAACAAACCACUAAAAUCCUACCUGAGGCCUGCACUUAAUACCACACUUACAUAUUUAAUUAUUCCUGUUCACAUUUGCCAUCGCUUUUCUAUACUGAGAAACAGCUGCUUCUUCUCACAGUAAUUGGUACCAGUAAUACCAUAAUUAUGGUUCUUUUAAAUAUACAAAUGCUUUCAUUUAUUGAUGAGUCCCUUAGACAAAAUUCCACUGAUACUUGAGAUACAGCACACCUUGAGUAUGUAGAGUGAAACUUGCUAACAUUCAACAUUCUAGAGAAGGUCCUGUUGGAUGGUGACUUGUAAUCGAACAUAGAGUUAAUGCUAAAUCUCUUGCUGGGUUGAAAUCCUCAUUUUGUAGCUUUUAAGACACUAAUUGUCAACACUUAUUUUUGGUGUAGUUGGAAAUAAAAUUAGCUGUGGAAAAUA